Molecule: messenger RNA, 3424 nt
Organism: Xenopus laevis (African clawed frog)
Lineage: Eukaryota; Metazoa; Chordata; Amphibia; Anura; Pipidae
Product: ubiquitin-associated and SH3 domain-containing protein A
Exons: 14
Coding region: 1574-3424 (616 amino acids)
Source: RefSeq, a predicted model, not a curated record
UCUACACCUGGCGAAGUGUUGUGAUGUGAGCGAAGCUGUCGUUGCGAAUUUUCAGAGGUUAGUAAAUUUGCCGCAAGGAGCCAAACUGGGACUCCAGGGGUUAGAGAGAAGGCUGGAAGGACCACUGAGGCCUGAGAACCUAUUUAACAUCAGGGCAUUUGGUCAGGGGUGCAGCAGUAGGUCAGGCACCUUCGGCCGAAAUAAGGACAGUAACUAUUUUAUAUGGAUCCACCAGACGAUUUCUAUAGAGUGGAUUUUCCCUCUGUCAACAACUGCCUGUCCUACCCCUGCCCCCAAAAUAACUUACCCAUAACCUGAUCUGCUACCCCCACUACCUAAUGCAACCCCCAGCUAUGUUCUGCUCCUACAACCUGCCCUCCACCAUAAAACCACAAGUGAGCACCUUGGAAUUGGUAAAACACACCUGAAGUGACAUCACCUGGGGUUAACGGAAAGUUGAAAGUGAGGCAAAGAAGUUUAUUUAAGACACCUGUGACCCACACCUAAAGCUGGAUCCACAGUUCCUCCCAAACACCCACAAGCAAUUGCAGGGCAGAUGAAACCAGUACUUACUGGGGAUCAAUAAGCAUAUGUUCCUCUGGUCCCACAGAACCAGCACCGGCCAAGCAGUUACUGUUCAAUGGAUAAUGUCAAUAUUUCCACUGCUGUCUGCUUGUGUAAUGCACAGAGCUGAUCAGGCACAAUGGGAGAGCUGGGCUUAAUUAUCAUGUAAUUGCUAUUACUGAGACCUGGAGCAAUAGAACUGCUGGGGACAGCAUCCACGGGAACAGCAUCAAAGACCCUGCACUACAGAGCUAACAAUCUGAGUGGGUAACUUACAGACAUAAAUAGGAGGAUGAUAAGGACUGCCAUUCAUAAUGCUAAUUUAUUCUAAAGCUAUAGCACCCCCACAGUGCAUUACAGAGGGCUAGCACAAAUUAGCGUUUAUUGAUGCACUCCCCUGCGAACAGUUUUAAUGCGUUCAACUGCAGGGGAGCGCAGCAAUAGAUGCAUUCUAUUCAUUGGAAUGGACCUGUCAUCACACAGGCGCAUGUAAGGGCCAAAAGCAGGUGGAAGGCAACUUGCUCAAGGGGAUCCAUCACAGUUCCAUGUACAGAGAGACAUCUCAGCAGCUAUUGGACAAGUUCAGGAGGGAGAAAGAACCAGCACUACAGGGGGGGAAUGAGUUCCAUCAUUGUGUAUCUCUGAGUGACCUUUCCUCCAGAAUUCAGACCACUGAAAUACCUGAACAUAGUAGGAGCCCCCCAUGACACUGAAGUCAAAACACAAGCAUGUCCUUUGUAUCCCCACCUCCAUUAUUUAUACCCCAUUUUCUGCAAGAACAGACAUUAUACCCACAGUGUUUGUAGGUUAGGGUUAAGAAGCCCCAAUCCAACAUUGAGGAGACCCCACAGGGUAGUUCUUCACAAACCUCCUCUGGGCAUUCGUACAGGUUUGUGUGGCCCCCUGCUUGGCUGUGUCUCUCAAGAUGUUCUAUGAACCCUUCACUGCGAACCUUGGGAAUUAAUGAGCAAGUGAUGGGUCUCUUGUGAUAGUGAGUAAUCUCUUGCACAUGCAAGGUGUCUGUACCAAGCACGAGAGUUUGCAGGAUGCUAUUUCCUCCCUGGUUACAACGAAGAUCUCAAACAGGAUGUCAGGGUCAGGCAGCAACAUGGCUCAUGCCGUCUCUCCUCACUAUGCUAAGAUCUCCCCUAGAGCUCAGAGCAGCUCCACUCUACUGGAUCCUCUGCUGUCCAUGAGCUUCCCAGAGCAUCAAGUGCAGAAAGCUCUGGCAGCAACAGGAUGGAACUCUGUGGAAUUGGCAGCCAAGUGGCUGAAGUCACACCGCAAAGACCCAUCGCUGGAUGACCCCAUUCCUCAGGAAUACAUUCUAUACCUUGUGCCAACAGGACCUCUUGCAGUGACACUGAACAAGUUCUGGGCUGAUAGUGUCCGACUUUGUGGGAGGAACAGGGCUCAUUCUUGCUUCCCACAUGUAACGCUCUGUGACUUCUUCACGUGUGAAGAUCGGAAGGUGGAGACUCUGCACUGGGCCCUUAGAAAGGCAGGAGAAGAAACUUGUGGAUCCUUCCCUCGCUCCAUUACCCUCUCCCUCUAUUCCUCCAGCUCAUUCAUCGGCUUCUUUAUAAAUGAGGCCCAGGCCUCCAUCAUCCGCAUCUUUAUGAGCAGCUUCUCUGAGGAGGUUGCAAAGGGAGCAGACUGUUCGGUGAAGCCGGUCUCCAAGCAGCUGCAUCUCACCCUGGCGCACAAAUUCUCUCCCCACCAUCAGGGGACGCUAGAGCACUUGGCCAAGUCAAUCAGCCCCGCCCAGAGCUGUGAGUGGGAGGUGGUUCUGUUCUCCAGAGACAUGCGCUUUGCUCACUAUCAGACGAUGCGCACAUUGUUCCCGUUUGAGCCGCAGAAUCCUGAUGAGCUGACACUCACUGAGGGGGACAUUGUAUUUGUGGAUCGCACACAAGUGUCAGCAGCGCCAGAGGGAUGGGUUAUGGCGGUGUCCCACGAAAGCGGCUGUCACGGGCUGAUCCCAGAGAAUUACCUGGAGAAAGUGCCAGAGACUAACACUUGGACUCAGCACCGAAGCUACAAGUUCAAUCCCAGCAGAGUCCAGCAGAAGGGCACCCACAAGGAGGGGCCACAUUCUGCAGAGACACAGGGUCAGUCUCGCAGCAUUCUCAUUGUGAGCCACGGGGAGAGUGUGGAACAAGUGUUUGGCAAGAGUUGGCUCAGGGCGAGUGAAGGGGCAGAGGGGGCAUAUUCCAGGUCUGACUUGAACCUUCCAGCUCAUCUACCCCAAAGGACACAGGUAGCAGAGUUUGAGUUGGACCCUCCCUUAUCUUCUUGUGGGAUAUUCCAGACCAGCCUCAUGGGCCAGGCCCUUGUGGACCUUCCCAUGAGGUUGGAUCUUGUUCUUUCCUCCCCCGCCCUACGCUGCAUUCAGACGGCACAUCACAUCCUUACAGAGAUGCGCUUGGUUGACCAAGUCAAGAUAUGCGUGGAUUGGCGGUUGAACAACUGGUCUGAGCAUGGAGAAAGCCAAUCGCCCCAGUUCCUGUCUGUGGAAGAGCUGGAAGCAAAUGGGUACAAAGUGGAGAUAAGUCACAAAACCACUGGCCCAGCCCAUCAGAACCACACGGAAGGUGUCUUGCAAAGUAUCUGCAAAAAAAAAGGGGCCGUGACUCUGAUUGUGACCCAUGGAGCAAAUGUGGUUCCUCUGGCCCAGGUGUUACUGGGGCUUCCAAAUGAGCACGGGGACCAUCCAGCAGAAGGUGCAGAGAAGGUUCCUGCCCUGGCUCUGUGUUGCUGUGAGGAGUUACCCCAGGGUGGCUGGUGCAUGAAGGAUCCGCCAGUGAGGGGAAUCACACAUGGCUCCAACUCUGAAUUCCAUUGGACACCAUUCAUGUGA